Molecule: messenger RNA, 1620 nt
Organism: Vespa mandarinia (Asian giant hornet)
Lineage: Eukaryota; Metazoa; Arthropoda; Insecta; Hymenoptera; Vespidae
Gene: pths
Product: probable ATP-dependent RNA helicase DDX47
Cellular component (GO): cytosol
Molecular function (GO): ATP binding; RNA helicase activity; nucleic acid binding
Source: RefSeq, a predicted model, not a curated record
UGCGGGCAAACCAACUUUUCGUGGUGGCUUGUAUGCUUCCACAAUUUUAACAUGAACUCCAUCCAUGUACGAUGCGACAGAAUCACAUUGUGCCGAAAUUGAGGACCGAGCCAUAAUAGCGGUAAAAAUGAUAAAUGAAUAUAAACAUGAGCGAAAGUACCGAUGUGAGAAACAAUGAAGAAGACAAUGCUGUAGUCACUUGGACAGAUUUGGGUAUAGUAGAAACCCUAUGUAAAGCUUGUGAAGAUUUGAAAUGGGAGAAACCAACUAAAAUCCAAAAAGAAGCAAUUCCUUUAACACUUCAGGGUAAAGAUGUAAUAGGCCUGGCAGAAACUGGAUCUGGUAAAACAGCAGCUUUUGCACUUCCUAUAUUACAAGCUUUAUUAGAAAGCCCUCAAAGAUAUUUUGCUUUAAUAUUAACACCUACCAGAGAAUUAGCAUUUCAAAUCUCAGAACAAUUUGAAGCAAUAGGUUCAAGUAUAGGUGUAAAAUGUGCAGUAAUAGUUGGUGGUAUGGACAUGAUGUCACAGGCUCUAAUAUUGGCAAAAAAGCCACAUAUACUUAUUGCUACACCUGGAAGAUUAGUUGAUCACUUAGAAAAUACUAAAGGCUUUAAUUUACGUUCUUUAAAAUUUCUGGUAAUGGAUGAAGCAGAUCGUAUUUUAAAUAUGGACUUUGAAGUUGAAGUCGAUAAAAUUUUGAGAGUUAUUCCGCGUGAAAGGCGAACACUAUUAUUUUCUGCCACAAUGACAAAAAAAGUACAGAAGCUGCAACGAGCUUCUUUGAGCAAUCCAGUUAAAGUUGAAGUAUCUACUAAGUAUCAAACAGUUGAUAAAUUACAACAAUAUUAUAUAUUUAUACCAGUCAAAUUCAAGGACGUAUAUCUGGUACAUAUCUUAAAUGAAUUAGCUGGUAAUAGUUUCAUGAUAUUCUGUGCAACUUGCAAUAAUACAGUAAGAACAGCAUUACUAUUACGUAAUUUAGGAUUUACGGCUGUACCUUUACAUGGGCAAAUGUCACAAAAUAAAAGGAUUGCAGCUCUUACAAAAUUUAAAGCUAAGAAUAGAUCUAUACUUAUCUCUACAGAUGUUGCUAGUAGAGGUCUCGAUAUUCCCCAUGUUGAUAUAGUAAUAAAUUUUGAUAUACCUACGCAUAGUAAAGAUUAUAUACACAGAGUUGGUCGAACUGCACGUGCAGGUCGUUCAGGGCGCUCAGUUACAUUUGUAACACAAUAUGAUGUUGAACUUUAUCAAAGAAUAGAACAAUUAAUUUCAAAACAAUUACCUCUUUAUGAAACAGAAGAGCAAGAAGUAAUGCUACUACAAGAAAGGGUAGCAGAAGCUCAACGUAUCGUAAAAAUGGAAUUAAAAGAUUUAGAGGAUAAUAAAAAGUCCGGUAAACGAAAAAAACGUGCAAAUAUAGACAAUGAGGAUGAUACGGAACAAUCAUUCGGAGUUAGGAAGAGAAUAAAAGGCAAGGGAAAAGGAAAGGGAAAGGGAAAAGGUAAAUGAUUUUAAAGGAACGAGAUAUUGAGGUCAAUUAUGUUGAAGUAACAAGCAAAUUAUGUUUAAGUAACACUCGUGUCUUAAUAAAUAAUGCAAACGCGACAUAAAACUUUUA